Linderina pennispora is the source of this 891-nucleotide messenger RNA. RefSeq names its product Pkinase-domain-containing protein. Gene Ontology annotation, biological process: protein phosphorylation; cellular response to oxidative stress. The transcript has a single exon. The annotation marks the transcript as partial. The record is from RefSeq and is a predicted model, not a curated record. Gene Ontology annotation, molecular function: calmodulin binding; ATP binding; calcium/calmodulin-dependent protein kinase activity. NCBI's taxonomy places the organism in Eukaryota, Fungi, Kickxellomycota, Kickxellomycetes, Kickxellales, Kickxellaceae.
AUGGAGCACCUUCACGCACACCUUUCGCAUCACUGGAAUGCAGCACACCAGCCGCGUAUCGUCACAGUGCCAUGCAAGUACCGGGCUGGACGGGUGCUUGGACACGGGACAUACGCGGUAGUGAAAGAGAUGGUGCAGAUAGACACGGGCGAGCACUUUGCUGGCAAGAUGAUCAACAAGAAGCACAUGCAGGGGCGGGAGGCGGCGAUUCCAAAUGAGAUCAACAUUCUGAAGCGGCUGUCGCGGCGACAUGCCAAUGUAGUGACACUGCACGAUUACUUUGAGACGCCGCACAACAUGUACUUGGUCACCGAGCUGUGUACAGGCGGAGAGUUGUUUGAGCGGAUCUGCCAGGAGGCGGCGUUUACCGAGCAGGAUGCCGCGCGGAUUAUGCGGCAGAUUGUGAGUGGUGUCGAGUUCUUGCACGCGAACGGAGUUGUGCAUCGCGACCUGAAGACAGAAAACUGCCUGUUCCGGACAAGCGACCGCGAUAGCACAGUAGCGAUUACAGACUUUGGACUGUCACGGAUCAUCAAUUCCGAGUCAAACUACGCGCUAACGACACAGUGCGGUACACCCGGGUAUAUGGCGCCGGAGGUGCUACAGCGGUGCGGACAUGGGCGGGCGGUGGACAUGUGGGCGGUGGGAGUGAUCACCUAUUUCAUUCUGAGCGGGGCGACUCCGUUUGAACGAGCAAGCGCAGCGGCCGAGAUGGCAGCGGUGGUGAAAUGUGAGUAUGCGUUUGAGCCGGUCGAGCACUGGUGUCAGGUGUCGCCAGCUGCCCAGCACUUCAUCGCGUCGCUGCUGGUGUAUAGCCCAGACCGCCGCAUGACGGCCAAGCAGGCGCUAAAGCACCCGUGGCUGCAGGGCGAGCAGCGCAUGGUGAUGCCA